This is a messenger RNA of Cricetulus griseus (Chinese hamster), 1945 nucleotides long. NCBI's taxonomy places the organism in Eukaryota, Metazoa, Chordata, Mammalia, Rodentia, Cricetidae. The record is from RefSeq and is a predicted model, not a curated record.
GGAGCAGAGGCUGCGGCGUCGGCUCGGGAAGACGCGUUUGCAGCUUAAGCUGGAGACUCACCCCGCCGGAGGAGAUUUAAAAUCAGCCACGAUGGCCACCAGGAGGAGAGCUAUGAGCUUCAGUGAAAAGCACCAGAAGUUAGUAGACGAAAACUUCCGCAAAUCGUUGCAUGUCCAAGUCUUGAAUAAGUUAGAGAGGCAAACCAAGAAUCAGGUCGUGAAAAAUCAAAACGAUGAGAGGGUUGAACGAAAGAGAUUCCUCAGAGUGCUACAGAAUGAGCAGUUUGAGCUGGACAUGGAAGAAGCCAUCCAAAAAGCCGCAGAGAACAAGAUGUUGAAGGAUCGACAGCUUGAGCAGGAAGAGAGACUUGCGAACGAACUGGCCAGACUAAAGCAUGAAAGUCUGAAGGAUGAAAAGAUGAGGCAGCAAGUGAGAGAGAACAGUAUGGAGCUCAGAGAGUUGGAGCAGAAAUUGCAAGCUGCUUACAUGAAUAAAGAGAGAGCUGCCCAGAUUGCUGAGAAGGACGCCAUCAAAUAUGAGCAAAUGAGACGUGAUGCUGAAAUAGCCAGGGUCAUGAUGGAGGAACACGAGAGGGUAAAGAAGGAAGAGAGUGUCAAGCAGGACCGGCGGAACAAGGAGAAGGCCCAGUACCACCUGGACCUGGAAAAGCAGCUUGAAGAACAAGAGAGGAGAAAGCAGGAGGCAUAUGAGCAGCUGCUAAAAGAGAAACUCAUGAUUGAUGAAAUUGUCAGGAAGAUCUAUGAGGAAGACCAGCUGGAAAGACAGCAAAAAUUAGAAAAAAUGAAUGCAACUCAGAAGUAUAUUGAAGCGUUCCAGAGGGAGCAAGAACUCUGGAGACAAAAGAAACGUGAGGAGAUGGAGGAAGAGAACAGGAAAAUCAUAGAGUUUAUGAACAUACAGCAGCAAAGAGAAGAGGAGCGGGUGGCCAGAGUUCAAGAGAGUGAAGAGAAGAGGGCCCAGCGUCAGAAUCUGCUGAUCCAGAAGUUGGAAGAAAGGCUGAGGAAGCAGGAGGACCUGGAGCAAGUUCGACAGGAGCUGUACCAGGAAGAACAAGCUGAGAUGCUGAAACUGAAACUGAAAGAAGAAGUGGAGCAGAAACUGCAGAGGCAGAGGGAGAUGAAGCAAGACUUGGAAGACCAAAUAGCACUGAAGGAAAUAAUUCUACAGGCUACAAAAGAGGAGGAAGAGACCUUUAAGAAAGCCAUGCUGGCUAAGUUUGCAGAAGACGACCGGAUAGAGCUCAUGAAUGCCCAGAAACAACGGAUGAAACAGCUGGAGCACAAACGGGCUGUGGAGAAGCUCAUCGAGGAGCGGCGCAGCCAGUUCCUUGCAGACAAACAACGUGAGCUAGAGGAACUGCAGCUACAGCAAAGACAGCAGGGCUGCAUCAAUAAGAUUAUUGAAGAAGAAAGGCUGAAACUCCUCAAAGAGCAUGCUACAAAAUUACUAGGCUAUCUCCCCAAAGGAGUGUUUAAAAGAGAGGAUGAUGUUGACAUGCUUGGUGAAGAUUUUAGGAAAGCCUAUCAGAAAAAGGAGUGAAGUCGGUGAAGAGAAGUGAUCAGCACCAGCAGCUGGAAACCUGAACUUUCCAGACACCACCACCAGAUGGCAGUGUAACUGUUGCUUUACAGUUGGUGACAGCAGGUCCCCAGUGUCUGUCUGCAUGUUCUAAAAUAUCCUAUUUCACCAUUUAUAAAUAGUUAGACAAGAAUUAAACACAUCAGUACUUUAACUGCAGAACUAGUCACUUUUAUUCCCUGUGCAUUCGAUGAUACUGUGGUGUAACCAGAUUCCAUAGAACUACCUGGGCAAAACAGAUGCUAAGUACUCAAUGUUUCCAGUAUUGUUCAGAGAUGUUUCUGUAUAUUAUUCAUCCUUUUGACAGUGCAUAUAUCUCCUCAAUACACUGCUUUUUAAAAUUUA